UUGAUGACUCAAACUUAUGCAAAGUGAAUAAUAGAUCAGACUAUUUAUUCAUUCCAACUUUGGAUAAUUCCAGUUCUCAGAACCGAAUACUCUACUAUUUUUAUUAAGUUGGUUAAUUUUCUAGAUAUCUACCUCAUCAAGAGUGAUUUCAAGAGCAUCGAAAUUCUAACUUUUUGCUUCUUUGCUCAUUGGCUUAAGAAUUGCUGCGAUACCUUUUUCAUAUCCCAUGCAUAUGAGAUUUAAGCAACAGUAGCUUCAUGUUUCUCUUCGAUUUUAUUGAGAGUUGCGUCAUCAAGCAAACUAUUUCCUGUGAAUGCAACUGAGUCAAUGGGAGCUUAUUCAGUGACAUUGACUCUGAACUUGCCUUGGAAGUCCACAAUCAAUGUUGUCUAGAGUAAGAUCUACAUUCAAUUUGGUUCAUGACUAACUUAUACUCUUUGGCUCCAGCUACAAUGCCAAAAAAAUUUGUUUCAUUAAAGAUAUCAAUAUUCUUGACUUUACCUUCAUCCCUUAUAAUCUCAAACUUUUUCCAGGUUUUAGACAUUGAUGGGUCUUUGACUUCAUAAGUAUUGCAGUAAAUAUCAGUCGUAGUCCAAUGGAUCAGGAAAAGAUCAACACACUCAGGCACUAACUUCUCAAGAGAUAAAUCCAAAUCUCCUUGUACAUUGUGGUAGCUAUAUCUCAAGAUCUUAGUCGCAUUCUAAUUAUCUACUCUCUUGAUACCUCUCUCAAAAUAUACCUUGAGAGUUUCCCAAAUAGCAGCUUCAUUUUUAUAAAGAGGUGUUGUGUCAGCAUUUCAUGAUUGCAUCAACUAAACUUUCAACUGGUUCUUCGGAGUCUUCUCACAGAAAGGUUCUAUCUCCCAUGAUUGGCUUUUAUUCCCAUUGCUCAUCUCAAUGCAUCAGUUAUUCUAAGCCGUUGAUGAAUUUGUGAAUAUUGGUUAUUAAAAGGGAAACUUUAAAUAGAUUCCCAU
Molecule: messenger RNA, 973 nt
Organism: Moneuplotes crassus
Lineage: Eukaryota; Ciliophora; Spirotrichea; Euplotida; Euplotidae
Source: the annotation of a GenBank genome assembly